AUGCAACGCUUUUGGAAGCUGCCACCUUUUUACUGUGGUGUUUGUAUGAGGAGCUUUAUUCGCCCCUCAGAAAGUACCCAGGACCAUUUUUUGGACGUGAGUUACGCACCUCCAAUCAAAGACCGGUCAGGUAACUCUCAGCUACAGUUGGAGAGACUACACAACAAGUACGGUCCUAUUGUUCGGAUCACGCCAUACAUCAUUGAUGUCGACAUACCAGAGAUUAUCCAGACGGUGUUCAGCACCAAGGGGAAUUGGCUUAAGACUCCGUGGUACCAUGGAAGUAGCGCGCUUGUCAACAAUCAGAUCGUCCUCAACCUAUUCAGCCAGACCAAUCCAAAACAGCACGCAAAGGAGAGGAAGCCAAUUGCCAAAUUCUACUCCCCUUCUGCUACUGCCGCGCUCGAGCCUCAUAUUGACUCAGUCAUCAAGAAGUUCUGCCAAGACCUGGAGAGACGGUUCAUCAAUGUUCCAGACGACAAGCGGGAGUUUGACCUUGGUCAGUGGAUUCUAUUCUAUACCUGGGAUGUGACUGGUGCUGUGACUUUCUCCAAGCCGUUCGGCUAUCUGGAUAAAGGCUUCGAUUUCGAUGGCGUCCUCCAUGCUGCCGACAAAGCACAGGACUACUUUGUCGUGAUCGGGGCCAUGCCGUUCCUCGACCGAGUUUUCGACAAGAAUCCCGUUUACCGUGUCGGGCCUCCCGGAUUCAAUACUUCCACUGGCAUCUCGAUUCAGCGCCUACAAGACCGCUACACUGGUGCAGACAAGGAAUACCACAACCCCGACAUUCCCGACUUUCUCGAUCGCUUCAUUGCCGCCAAGAACGACGACCCUGAAAACGUCAGUGACCCGCAGAUCAUUUCCUGGCUUAUGGUCAAUAUGAUCGCAGGAAGCGAUACUACUGCGAUCACCAUCCGAAGCGCUCUGUACUUCUCCCUCAGCAAUCCCAAAGUCUGGUCUCGGCUCAACGAUGAAAUUCGUUCGAAGCGUUUCCGAGAGCGCGGAAUGGUUCCACCGGCAUACAAAGAAGUCCGCGCCAUUCCUUACGUCGAUGCUGUCGUUCGCGAAGCGCUCCGCAUUCUGCCAGGCGUCUCUAUGUCCAUGGAACGCUACGUUCCGGCUGGCGGGUUUACGCUACCCAACGGCGACUAUCUGCCGGGGGGAACUAUCAUCGGGGUGAGCCCCUACAUUACGAAUCGAAAUCAAUCGGUCUUUGGCGUUGGUGCCGACGCGUUCCGGCCAGAGCGCUGGUUGAGGGACGAGGCUGGAGGUGAGACGGAAGAGUCCUUCCAGUCACGCCUGACCCUGAUGAACAAGGCGGACUUGUCAUUUGGGGGCGGAAGCAGAAGCUGCAUCGGUAAGAACCUGGGGUUGUUCCAGUCUUACAAGGUUUUGGCUACGCUCAUCACGCUGUACGACAUUGAGUUGUCGGAAAAGGCAGACUGGAAGGUCAUUUGCAGUUGGUUCCCACGACAAGAAGGUUUGCGGGUCAGGAUGAGGCGAAGGCCUUGA
Molecule: messenger RNA, 1512 nt
Organism: Verticillium dahliae VdLs.17
Lineage: Eukaryota; Fungi; Ascomycota; Sordariomycetes; Glomerellales; Plectosphaerellaceae
Product: pisatin demethylase
Exons: 6
Coding region: 1-1512 (503 amino acids)
Molecular function (GO): monooxygenase activity; iron ion binding; oxidoreductase activity, acting on paired donors, with incorporation or reduction of molecular oxygen
Source: RefSeq, a predicted model, not a curated record